This is a messenger RNA of Trifolium pratense (red clover), 1013 nucleotides long. Its product is annotated as auxin-binding protein ABP20-like. The transcript has a single exon. The coding region runs from base 21 to 656 and encodes 211 amino acids. Gene Ontology annotation, cellular component: cell wall. Gene Ontology annotation, molecular function: manganese ion binding. Lineage: Eukaryota; Viridiplantae; Streptophyta; Magnoliopsida; Fabales; Fabaceae. The record is from RefSeq and is a predicted model, not a curated record.
AUUAAUUCAUCUAAUCCAAAAUGAUUUCCAAAAUGAUUUUCAUUAUUUUUUUCUUAACUCUUCUCUCACAUUCCAUAACCAAUGCUUCUGUAGUAGAUUUCUGUGUAGCAGAUUUAUCUUCUGCAGAAACCCCUUCAGGUUUUCCCUGCAAAUCAUCAGUAACAAUCAAUGACUUCAUUUUCUCAAACUUCAAUUCAGGAAACACUUCAAACAGCCCUUUCAAAGCUGUAUUUACCUCUGCAUUUGUUCAUCAAUUUCCCGCCGUAAACGGUCUCGAAAUAUCGGCCGCACGAUUAGACAUGGACGUAGGCGGCGGUGUCCCGAUACAUUCGCAUCGCGGCGCGUCCGAGAUAGUGAUGAUUGUACAAGGUCGUAUAACAGUUGGUUUUAUUUCUUCAGAUAAUUCUGUUUUUGUUAAGACACUUUCUAAAGGUCAAAUUAUGAUUAUUCCACAAGGUUUGUUGCAUUUUCAAUUUAAUGCUGGCAGGAAUAAAGCUACUGCUUUUCUAUCUUUUAGUAGCUCAAACCCUGGUGCACAACUUGUUGAUCUGGCUUUGUUUGGAAAUAAUUUGAGUUCUGCUAUUGUGGAAAGAACUACUUUGCUUGAUCCUGCUCAAGUUAAAAAGCUUAAGGCUAUUUUUGGUGGAAGUGGCUAGGAUUUAAUUUGUAUACACUGACGAUGUAAUUUUUUUACAUAUGUGUCCGAUCAAAUCACCCGAUGAUGUCACUUUUUUAGGUUCGUUCCUAACAAAUGUCAAUUUGUCAUGAUUUGAUUGGAUGUCUGUAUUUAAAAGUUACAUUGUCGGUGUAUAGAAAUUAAUCUCGUUUAAGUAUUGAGUUUUGUUGUUUUAUUAUUCAAACAAAUGUUAUUUGGUAAUUGUUCAGUCAUUUAAUUCCACUAAUAAAAAUUGUAAGUGUGUUUUUUCUUUCCAUUUCUUUGCUUUUGUUUCAAAUGCGCCAACUUUGCAAUCAAUUUGCUUAUGAGAUCCAAUUAUAAUGUUCAUUUGUAGAAA